Messenger RNA from Oncorhynchus nerka (sockeye salmon), 10288 nucleotides. It is a transcript of the gene thrap3b, whose product is annotated as thyroid hormone receptor associated protein 3b. Gene Ontology annotation, cellular component: mediator complex. The record is from RefSeq and is a predicted model, not a curated record. Lineage: Eukaryota; Metazoa; Chordata; Actinopteri; Salmoniformes; Salmonidae. Gene Ontology annotation, biological process: positive regulation of transcription by RNA polymerase II. Gene Ontology annotation, molecular function: transcription coregulator activity; DNA binding. The transcript has 10 exons. The coding region runs from base 4698 to 7541 and encodes 947 amino acids.
UGUUAAUCUCAGUAUUGUUGUAAUUGUCAUUAUUACAAAUAAAGAAAUAAAAUAGUUCGAUUUAAUCGGUGUUGGCUUUUUUUGGUCCUCCAAUAAUUGGUAUCGGUGUUGAAAAAUCAUAAUCGGUCGACCUUUAGUACCUGCUUCUAUAAACCAAUGAGGAGAUGGGAGAGGCAGGACUUGGAUCUGUGUCACAAAUAGAACUGACUUCUAUUUUAGCCCUUGGCAACGCAGACGCUUGUUUGCGCUCGCGCAAUAAUUGAAUAAUAUAGAUUUCGAAAUGUAUUUUGCAACGCUCGCGCACGCGAUGUAGUCAGGGUAUUAGUGACCCCAAACUUUAAACGGUAGUGUAUAUGCUAGGCCUGCGUGUGCACUAGGAUAGGUCCCACAUUUAGUAACUACAGGCUCUUUUUGUCUGCCUGUAUGUUGACCAGAAUUAGAAGCCUCUUACUGUGAAAAACCCUGAACUCUAGCUGGGUAUGUGACUUGCACUUCUCUGUGAGAGACUACUGCUUAGUUGAAGUGUAAACUUUUAGGUCUGAAUGAGUAACAUAGCGAAGUCACAAAGCCAUGUUGUUCAGAAUCUGUGAAAGCUGAGGAUCUAGAGACCUAGGUUGUAAAGGAACUUUCUGUCAGAUUUCCCAAGACCCCACCUCCCUUGUCUCGUUUGUACACUACAACCCCUUACCAGCAUACUGUUCAAGAAAGGGAAGAAGAACACAUUGUGAAAUAUUUAUUCUCUGUUCUGAUUGCUUGGCUUAAGUUUGAGAGGGGGUAAGGGUAUGUCCCAGAUGGCACCUUAUUCACUACAUAGCACACUACUUUUAGAGAUCUGGUCAAAAGUAGUGCACUAUGUAGGCAAUAGGGUGCUAUUUGGGAUCCAGGCAGAGAAAGACUGUUUUGAUGAAUAAGGUUGAUAAUGCGGGCCAGGGAAAGUGAAGGAAGGCACUGAAGCAUUGUGCUUGUAACAUGCACUCUGCAGGAUGCACUGCACAGCCAUGGGAAUGAGGAAAGGAGCAUCAGACAGUGAUGAUUCGCAUACAAACCUUCCACUGCUAAUUAUUAACCAGGAGGCAGCCUUGUUUAUCAUAGGUCUACCUCUCUCUUUUCUGUAUUAGGCUAUAAUGAGUAGCCUAUGUCCCAACAUUAGGCUCUAACUGGUUUGGUGAGAACAAUAGGCAAGAAAUAGGCCUACAAGUGCAAAAUUGCAAAUGUUGUGUUGAUUGCAAUGUAUAGAUACAACCUGUGAGAACAAGUUAAUCAUAUUUAGGCAGUAGAUUGAAGAAAACCAUUUGUUUGUGGUUAAAUACCAAUUGGACAAGAAAUCAAAAUCUAAGUUCAUUAGUCGCAUACACAGAUUUGCAGAUGUUAUUGCAGGUGCCGUGAAAUGCUUGUAAUCAAUUUUAAUUGAUACCAUUUGAUGGUGUGUGCAGCGCAUCCUCAUUCGCUAUGAGCAAAUACAAAGGUUAGGCCUAUUUGUUUAACAGCGUCUUUAUGCAUUGCUAGUUAGUGUUAUGUAUGUGGACUACCUUAAAGUUAACUCUAAAUAUUUGAAAUAAUGUUUUGUUAGCAAUGAAAUAGAAAAAUGCAGAGCACUUGACCCCCUGACUUCUGCCACUCUCUUGACCCAAAUGGGUCAAGUGUCCUCUCUACUGUCAAUUUUUCUCCAUCGCUAACAGUACUACAGAACAAUAAAAAAUAAUUGUAAUACUUGUGUAUUGUUGGGAAGUGUUUCCAAAAUACAUUUGAACACCAGAUUUGACAUCCUAACCCUACAAUAAGUACCCAGUUGCAUCAUUUUGUUUACUUGUCUUCCUGCUCUGCUAUUCCAGAGAAGACUGCACUGUUAAAUGAUGGUACAUUGUGUCCAAUUAUAUUGAUGCACGUGUGAGGAGGCCAGUUGGCUUUGACUUGACUUGUCCUAGAUCAUUCCACAGAGGGCCGUGUGUCUGGCUUUUCACUCCUCCCUUGUACUUGUUUGAUGAAUUAAGGUAGCUGAUUAGCAAGCAAUUCCCCUCAUCUGUUUUUUUAUUCUUAUUCUUAUUUGAACGAGAAACAAAAACCAGCAGACGUUUAUGCCCUCCAUGGAAUGAGUUUGACACCCCUGAGAUGAUUGUGUGGCUGGAAGGUAGACGUGAAGUUAAGAGAAAAGAUAACAAGGAAAACAAUAUAAAACACGUUCGUGCUGCCUGAUAUUCAGAAGGAUGUUUGGGCCGGAGCACUAGAUUUCUGUCAGGAUUUUUAAAGCUAUGUUCAAAUCCUUCGUGUUAUGUCUGAUCUUGGACUACGUCCCCAUCCCUCCUUUCUGUUUUGAUGGAGGCACCUGUCAUUUGGGCUGAAUAUUAAGAUUGUGUGUAUCUGAAGCAGAGCCAGCCAUUACCCCCAUGGAGUUGCCAGAGGCUGUUGUCUUGUGUCCGAAAUAGUGCUGCUCUAUUCCCAGCCCCCACCUGCACUAUCAUGCACUAUGGAUAUGGCUGCAGGAUAAAGCCGGCGCUAAAAGCAUUCCUCGCCAUUCUCUCUUGUUAUAUAUUCGGACAGUGUAGUUUCUAUUUUUAGCCAGUGCCAGGUUUAGCCUUUUUCCACACUCGCCGUGAAGGUCGUGUGGGGCUUUUGGCGGUACUGCCGGUGACAGGCAGGGGUUAAGCAGGUGAGGGCCGCUAGGCAGUGGGUCUUGUAGACGGGGGGACAAGGUGUCAAGUCAUUGUUCCAGACCUGAGGUCACAACAGCUCUAGAAAUAGGCCGUCUCAAAUGCCACCUAUUCCCUAAAUCAACUAGAUUAGUCUGUUGACAACCCCUGCCUUAUAUAGUGCACUACUUUUGACCAGUGUCUGUAGGUAUAGGGUGGCAUUUGGGACAUAGUCAGACAGGCCCCUGGUUGCUGGUAGGCUCCAAGAUUCUCUGGGGCCAUGAUUUUGAAUUUGUAGAGUUGAUUUUCUUGGACAUUGUUUUGAAGUUGUGUAGUGAUUUUAUAUACAGUAUUUGUCAACAUUUUGUUACUCAUUCAAGUUUUUCAAUUUUUUAUUUUCUACAUUGUAGAAUAAUAGUGAAGACAUCAACUAUGAAAUAACAUAUUGAAUCAUGUAGUAACCAAAAAAGUAUUUUAUAUUUGAGAUUCUUCAAAGUAGCCAUCCUUUACCUUGAUGACAGCUUUGCACACUCUUGGCAUUCUCUCAACCUGCUUCAUGAGGAAUGCUUUUCCAACCGUCUUGAAGGGGUUCCCACAUAUGCUGAGCACUUGUUGGCUACUUUUACUUCACUCUGCGGUCCAAUUCAUCCCAAACCAUCUCAAUUGGGUUGAGGUCGGGUGAUUGUGGAGGCCAGGUAGUCUGAUGCAGCACUUGAAUCACUCUCCUUCUUGGUCAAAUAGCCCUUACAUAGCCUGGAGGUGUGUUUCAGGUCAUUGUCCUGUUAAACUGUUAAAAAAAAAAAAAAAAAACGAUUGUCCCACUAAGCACAAACCAGAUGGGAUGGCGUAUCACUGCAGAAUAAUGUGGUAGCCAUGCUGGUUAAGUGUGCCUUGAAUUCGAAAUAAAUCCCUGACAGUGUCACCAGCAAAGCACCAUCACACCUCCUACUCCAUGCUUCACAGUGGGAACCACACAUGCAGAGAUCAUCCGUUAACAUAAUCUGCGUCUCACAAAGACACAGCGGUUGGAGCCAAAAAUCUCAAAUUUGGACGCAUCAGACCAAAGGACAGGUUUCCACCGGUCUAAUGUCCAUUAAUCGUGUUUCUUGGCCCAUGCAAGUCUCUUCUUCUUUAUUGGUGUCCUUUUAGUAGUGGUUUCUUUGCAGCAAUUUGACCAGUCCUGAUUGUCUCUGAACAGUGGCUGUUGAGAUGUCUGUUACUUGAACUCAGUGACACAUUUAUUUGGGCUGCAAUUUCUGAAGCUGGUAACUCUAAUGAACUUAUCCUCUGCAGCAGAGGUAACUCUGGGUCUUCCUUUCCUGUGGCGGUGCUCAUGAGAGCCAGUUUCAUCGUAGAGCUGGAUGGUUUUUGUGACUGCACUUGAAGAAAUGUUCAAAGUUCUUGACCUUCAUGUCUUAAAGUAAUGUGGACUGUCGUUUCACUUUGCUUAUUUGAGCUGUUCCUGCUAUAAUAUGGACUUGGUCUUUUACCAAAUAGGGCUAUUUUCUGUAUACCAACCCUACCUUGUCACAACACAACUGAUUGGCUCAAACGCAUUAAGAAGGAAAGAAAUUCCAAAUGUACUUUUAACAAGACACACCUGUUAAUUGAAAUGCAUUCCAGGUGACAUGAAGCUGGUUGAGAGAAUGCCAAGUGUGUGCAAAGCUGUCAAGGUGAAGGGUAGCUACUUUGAAGAAUCUCAAAUAGAAAAUGUAAUUUAAUUUGUUUAACACAUUUUUUGGUUACUAUAUGAUUCCAUAUGUGUUGUCUCAGAUUUGAUGUCUUCACUAUUAUUCUACAAUUUAGAUAAUGGUAAAAAUGAAGAAAAACACUUGAAUUAGUAGGCGUGUCCAAACUUUGACUAGUACUGUAUAUUUUUGCAAGUAAACUAGUUUUAUUGUAGAUCUGUGCUUAUUUCAAGGAUGGCAACUUCCUGGUUUUAGGUGUAUCAAUUUUGUUCAAUCGGCAUGAAAGUUGAGAACUGUCUAAAGCACAAGUGUAUUACCCAGUGCAUACUAACAUCACCCUGUUGUUGGACAGGUAAACCUCUAGACAGUUGUGACUGCGGAGAUGUCCAAGGCUCCAGAUUCCCCUGCACGGUCCCGCUCCAGAUCAAAGUCCAGAUCCAGGUCUUACACUCGGUCUCGCUCGAGAAGCCGCUCCAGAUCCAGGAAGCACCGCUACAGUUCCAGGUCUCGCUCCCGCUCCAGAUCUCACUCUCCGUCCCACGGCAGGAACUAUCCCACCAGAGACUAUCAGAACAACCAGGGUUACCAGGGUUACCAGAGAGGCUACAACCGCGGCUUCCGCAGACCCUUCUACUUCCGCGGUAGAACCCGGGGCUUCUACCCUCGCCGUGGUUACCAGAGAGGAGGGAACAGCUAUGGCUACAGAGCCAACAACUGGCGGGGGGGUGGCCACCGGGACGGGCCACACCGCGACCAGGAUCACCACGGUCCGCAUAGCCCCAGGAGAGGCCGCUCCCGCACUCCUAGGAAACGCUCGGGCAGCCGCAGCCACUCGCGGUCUCGAUACUCUGACCGCUCGUCCUCCAGGGGUUCUCGGUGGUCUCGGGGGCGCCACAGCUCGUCUCGCUCCCGCUCCUCAUCCCCGCGGCAACGCCGCAGCAGCCCUAGCUCGGGGAAGCCCGGCUCCAAGGAUGUAAAGGACAGGCCUACGCCAGCAGAGGCCAAGGGGGAGAGCGGAGGAGGGGCUGGGGAGCAGGAAGAAGGACAGGGGGGAGAGGCCAGUAGUCAUGAUAAGGAUUCUGCUGGGAAAUGGCAGGGUCUGAGUGACUAUGACACCAGCCCCAAACGCAGCAGUCCUGCUGUUGGUGCCAACCAGGGAAAAUCAGAACCCAAAGGGCCGUUGUGGAGAACUAUCGGCAGCACUAGCAGUGCUCCCUCCACCAACAGCCCACCGGGCUCCACCAAGGCCGGGCCAACCGCCUCCUUCAGCGGGUUUGGCUUCCUUGGCAAGGAGGAUCCCACCAGGGCAGACGAUAAGAGUGCCAUUUCCUCUGCUUUCAAAAAGUUCUUGGCAGAAAACAAGAGCAAAAAGCAGCAGGCGGUGGCAGAGUGGGAGAAUGGCCGGGACAGGGACCAAAGCACCACGGACGGAGACGGCAGAGAGAAAGGCAAGAGCAGGACUAGCAGUGGCCUCUUAAACAUAACAGCAGGUUCCUUCAGCUCCAAGGCCGAUAAGUCCCUGCCCUUCCUGGACAAAGCUGAAGAGGCCUUCCUCAAGUCUCAGGCUGCAGGGAGAGAGAGGGAGAGGGAGGCAGAAGAGGAGGCCAAGCCCAAAGGAGCCACCCUGACAACACGGGACGUGUUUGGGAAAUGGGAAGACGAGCCCCAUUACUACCCCCCAGGGAAGGACGAGGAGAGACUGAGAGACACGGCCGAAGAUGUGGUGGAAGACCUGGAGCACAUGGAGGAGGAGCUCUACCGCAGCCGCAAGCAGGCCUCCAAGAAAGAAGAGAAGUCCAAGAAGAAGGAGAAGAAAGACAAGGAUAAGAGCAGUACGUCCCCAGCCAUAGCAACCGUGGCCCUUAGGGGUUCAGGUAGCAGGGAGAAGGACAGGCCCCUGGCCCUAUUCCCCAUCUCUAGGGUGGAGUCACCCCUACCCAGGCCCUCUGGAAAGAGGGAUGACUUUGAGCUUAGUAUCAACUCUUUUGACAAGAUGCCCAGCUCCUCAUCUGGAGGUCUGACCAAGGAGCGUGGUAUGUCCAGGGAUCUGGUGCAUCCCACUAAGAAAGAUCACGGAGAGUUCCGUUCCAUCUUCCAGCAUAUUCAGGCAGCUCAGCUCAGACGCAGCCCCUCGGAGCUUUUUGCUCAGCACAUUGUCACCAUUGUGCACUACAUCAAAGCCCAACAUUUCAGCUCUUCAGGCAUGACUUUAAGUGAGCGAUUUGCCAUGUACCAAAGAAAAGCCGCUGAGAUGGAAUUGAUGAAGCCAAGGAAGAGUCCAGAAAUCCAUAGGAGAAUCGAUGUCUCCCCCAGUGCGUUUAAGAGACACUCUCACCUGCUAGAUGAGCUGGAGGACUGCAGCUACAAGGAUCAGGGUAAAAAACCUAAAGGUGACCCAAUGGACCUGCGUCUGGAUAUAGAGCGCCGUAAAAGGUUUUCUGGGAAGGAGCCUGGGCAGCAUAAACGGGACGGGGGCAAGGGCUCCGGAGGCUCCCGAGGACCCAGCCAAGAGAGGUCCUCAGAGAGAUCCGCCAAACACCACAAAAAAUCCAAAAAAAACAAGAAGAAGCGUGAUCGCUCUCCAUCCUCCUCCUCUUCCUCCUCCUCUCCCUCUCCCUUCAGAGGAGGGUUCAGAGGUAAAGACCACAUGAUGGGGGAGGAGAUGGAGCACAUGGACCAGGGCUACAAUAAACCUCGCUUCGGGCCCCGGGACUACGGAGGCCCCAUGGAUAGGGGUCUCUCCCGGGAUUAUGAGGGCCAUAUGGAGAGGGGUCCCCCCCGGGAUUACGAGGGCCACAUGGAUAGGGGCCGAGGACGUGGAGGAGGAUUUCUCCCCAGAGUGAGAGGAGGUGGAAGGGGCUGGAACAGGGGCAAUUACCAAGGAAACAACAACAGCAACCCCCCUCCUAAUAUGAGCAACGCCCCCCCAGAGCGCCCGCCAGACGAGGAGUGGGACCCAGAGUACACUCCUAAGAGUAGGAAAUAUUACUUUCAUGAUGACCGAGAGGGAGAGAAGACGUGGCUGGAGAGCCGCGGCCGAGGGGCCUUCCCCCGCAGCAGGGGACGCUUCAUCUACCGCAAGGGCGGCAGCAGCCCCAACAAGUGGACUCAUGACAAGUUCCAGGGGGAUGGGGAGGAGGGGGGCGAGCAUGGGGAGGAGCACCACACAGAGAUGGACCAUAAAGACAACAUCCAGUCCGGAGACCCCUCAGCUUCCAAGCUGUAGUAGACCCUCCUCUUCCUUCCUCCAGAGCUUUCUGAUCAUCUGUUUGAGGUCAUCUGAUUAUCUGCCGUCAUCUCUGUGUAAGCUUGAAGAGUCUAAACUCUGGCUACCUGCCCUGCACCUAGUCAGUCACAGCAUCAGAAUGUACACGGUUGUUUUCCUAUCGUUGACUCAAGCCACUUUCAGUAAGGGUUAUAUGGGAAAAAAUGUUUAAUUUAACUUGAAUGAAGGGGCAAGCUACUUUUUAAUUUUAAAAAAUUACGACCAGUAAUUUGUAUUUGUUUCUGGGUGUUUGAUAUGUAAAGAUGUGCUUUGUUUGUCUUUUUAUCUGUAUUUGCUUGUUUGUUACGAACAAUAGCAGACUGGUUUCCGAUCAUCUCCUGUGGGAUAUACUACAAACAGGAUAAAGGAGUUGGUAAGCUAACUUGCCUACAGUAAAUAUUAUGAAAUAAGAAAGUUAUUUAUUUUUGCAGUCAAUUAGACCAUGCUCAGAUUGAAAUAGGCAUGGUCUAAUUGACUCAACAACCAAAAAUGCAUUUGUAAGUUUAGCUUUCUUAAUGAACCAGAAUAUCUGUAGUUAUUUCUGGUUGGCUAACUCAUUGACCUUGCUUCGUAGUACACCCCUCUGGGUCCUCUGAAAUGGUUACGUUAUUGUAGCUACGUUGAUUUAAAGCAAAGUAACUUUCCUCAAGACAUAAAAAUGACAAAUGGAUUUGUGCCUUAAAAUUGAUAUUCAUAGUGAUAUGUAUUGCUCUUAUACUUUCAUCGUACAGCUUUUCUGCUGUACUAGCUAAAGCAAGCCUUUAGCUAAACAGUUGUUUUGGGCAGUGCUAGGUUUUUGAUGGUGUUUUGCAUGACACUUUGGUCUCAUGGGGUGGUACGGUUAGAGUCCAAUCUCUACUGUGGGUACUGGGCUCAUACUAGAACUGGGCGAUGUGGACAAAAAUCCAUAUCACGAUAAAUUGCCUGAAUUGAUGCAAGAACGAUACAUUUCUAACAAUUAACACAGUUAAUUAUUUUUUUUAAAUGAUACUUUCAACUACUACUAGUUUGAUGGUUGUAGCCAUCAAUUAUCCAAUUAACAAUCACCCAUAUUAGCAAACUUUAUUUAAAGGUUCACAUUUCCCUACUAUAGGCUACUUAUCGUAUUGAACGAUAUCAGCAAAAUACCUGCGAUUUAAAUUUCGGUUUAUCGUCCCAGCUAUUGCUCACAUACCAGUAUGUCCUGCCACGUUGAGAAUUCUCCAUCCUACAUAAGCAUUCUCAUUACCACCAAUACUUCUGGUCUUCUACUUUUUGGGGAGUUGAGCUUGUUUCUGUGUGGUUUGUUCCCAUUGAUACUUCCUGUUUUUAAGCAUCAAGAGGACUUUCACUGUGUAAAAUGAGAAAGGUCUGCUACAAAAAAAUAUUUUGUUUCACAGCUGACAAAUAGCAGGUGUAUGUUCGUGCCUGUGUCAUAUAAUUUUAGGUAAAUCACCUAUUUAGAUUUUUUUAAUGAAUAUAAUUAUAGGAAAAAUAAGUAGUUAUGUAACAAACAAAAUGAUUGAUAUUGAGGCCUUUUAUAUUGGGAGUUUAAAUGUUUUAAAUAUACUGAACAAAAAUAUAAACGCAACAUGUAAUGUGUUGGUCCCAUGUUUCAUGAGCUGAAAUAAAAGAUCACAAUUUUCCAUACGUACAAAAGCUUAUUUCUCUCAUUUUGUGCAUAAAUGUAUUUACAACCCUGUUAGUCAACAUUGGUCCUUUGCCAAGAUAAUCCAUCCACCUGACAUGUGUGACAUAUCAAGAAGCUGAUUAAACAGCAUGAUCAUUACACAGGUGCCCCUUGUGCUGUGGACUAUAAAAGGUCACAACAUGUCUCAAGUUUUGAGGGAGUGUACAAUUGUCAUGCUGACUGCAGGAAUGUCCACCAGAGCUGUUGCCAGUGAAUGUAAUGUUCAUUUCUCUACCAUAAGCCGCUCCAACGUCGUUUUACAGAAUUUGCCAGUACGUCCAACAGGCCUCACAACAGCAGACCACGUGUAACCAUGCCAACCCAGGACCUCCACAUCUGGUUUCUUCACCUGCGGGAUCAUCUGAGACCAGCCACCUGGAAAGCUGAAGAAACUGAGGAGUAGUUCUGUCUGUAAUGAAGCCAUUUUGUGGGGAAAGACUCAGUCUGAUUGGCUGGGCCUGGUUCCCCAGUGGGUGGGCCUAAGCCCACCUAUGGCUGCGCACCUGCCCAGCCAUGUGAAAUACAUAGAUUAGGGCUCAAUGAAAUGAUUUCAAUUGACUGAUUUCCUUAUGAACUGAAUCUCAGUAAAAUAAGUGAAAUUGUUGCGUUUUUAUAUUUUUGUUCGGUCUAGAAUAGCAGUUUGUGGGCUUCAUUUUCGUUCUUCUGUAAUGUUCUACAUCAAAAGGUAAACUUAUACUAUUGAGGUUAUGGCACAAGAUGACAUAAGUAUAACUUUUCCCUGUAUGUGGCAAAUAAAUACUGUCAAACUAUACUUGUUGGUGGAGCACGAAUACAGGUGAGUAGAUGUCGAGGAGCAGGUUUAGUCAGCAACAGUGCAAGACUGCUGCUUUGUGCAGUCUACCCCUAGACUACAUUGUGUCCAUACUGUAUGUGUUGAGCAUACUGUAACUGUAGGACUCUAUUCUUUGUUUUUACGCUCAUACUCGAAACAGAAGCUGACAUCUUUUCUACUGUUCUCUCUGAAAUUUUAAGUACUUGUCAUUAAUUUUCUAUAAAUAUUUUCUCUGGUUCACUUGAA